This is a messenger RNA of Haliotis rufescens (red abalone), 3388 nucleotides long. RefSeq names its product C2 calcium-dependent domain-containing protein 4C-like. The coding region runs from base 616 to 2502 and encodes 628 amino acids. The record is from RefSeq and is a predicted model, not a curated record. The transcript is spliced from 4 exons. NCBI's taxonomy places the organism in Eukaryota, Metazoa, Mollusca, Gastropoda, Lepetellida, Haliotidae.
GGUUGCCUGAAUCUGCCAUUCUGUCACACGCCUUCGUCCUACAUGCGACCUUAACAAGUUGCGUAUUAAACCGCGUGUGCAUCUGCUAUGAUUUCGUAACCCACAGCGCCAACCAAUCCGGCCGCCUUUUCACUCCGACACGUUGGCUUGUCAACCUCAGGAGGCCUGGCAAAUUGAAUGAUUCGAUUAUCGAGUUGGUGAUGUCGUUGAUUGCUGGAAUUAUACGGACAUCAGAUGUGUAUAAAAUGAGAGGUUUGCACCUCUGUGUGAGGCCAACUGCCGCAUCUACAAUUCGACCAUAACAAUGGGAGUUCAUUAACACCCUGGUUAUACCCUUUGAGACAAGGAACCUUUAAUACACCAGUGUUAAUCCACAGACCAAUCACGAGGAGGCUGCCACAGAAGUCGGUAGGACAACAAUACCUGAUUAUUUCUUUCUUCAUUGUCUCUGCAUUGUCUUCAUCGGAUCUCUCUAUGCCAUGAUGACAGUACAACUCGCACAUUGAUUGAAUGUGGUUUGGACCUAAUACAAGAUAACAGACGCUACAACUUGUGCACGACCGCUAGGCAUGUUUGCAGUUUGAAAUGAUGCUAGUAUAAACGAAGGAAUGAACCAUGACGUCAAUUAAAGACAUAAAAGACUGGUUGAUCAACAAAUGUCGAAUACCUAAUAUCCAUGUUCAAGUGCCUCUCUCACCACCGGGUAGAGAAAGUUCGGGAUCAUUUGGAUCCAUAGUUACCCCCCAGACAAUACCAGAGUUUGUCAUUCCUGGAUCCAACGACUCUUCACGCCACCCAAGUAUAGGCACUAUAUCCAACGAUGACGAACUAUUUAGUCACUCGAGUGAGAAUAGCCUUCCCUGUUCCGCUCACACAAGUCCAGGAAUAUCCCCAAGAGGUUCUUUUUCGGGGCUGGGUGUACCAACAAGCAAGAGUCCAGUUCAUAUUCGGUCUGCCCCUGUCUCCCCUAGACAUGAGAGCAAACGUAUAGCUGAAGCAUUUGGAGCAAGGUCUUUGUCAAAUAUUGUGUACGUGGAUGUUAAUACGAAUGCAGAUCCGCAGUCGAAAGCAGCAAUGAGUCUAUCUCAUUUCAAGACAAAUACGUCCUUCGGGUUUUCGACUUUGAAAGAAGUUCCCCACACAAGGAGAAAGGAGUCUUUAUUUCACACAGGAGAUUUAUCAUCCUUACAUUUUAUGCCAGUUAUUGGAUUCCGAAAGGCAGCUUCAUUGGACCAACCGUGUGGACCCAUGUUUCAGGAUCUAAAGCGGAACUCUGUGGAUCAUAGUAUUCGGCCUACUGUUGUGAAUUUUGCGUGUGUGGAUGAGGACAAUCUGCCGAGGAGGGAAAGUAGCAGACGAUCUCUGAAGUACUACAGGCGAAGGUCUUCUUUACCUGGAUUAGCUGAACAGUCCAAAUCUAGUGAUGGAAUGGAUGACUCAAAUGAGGAGAGUAGCUCAAACGAAAAUAUUCCAACAUGUCAAAGCAAAGGAACAACAUACCUGUCACCGAAAGAUCGAUCUACAGCUAAACGCCACUCCUCGCCUGACUUUUCCCCCACUACCACUCCCCACCCUUUCUUCAACGACGGUCAAGCUAGAUCGUCCUCAGUAAACAGUCUCAUUGUGCCUGGGAGCUCAUUCCCAUUGAAACAGAAACCGGUAUUUGGAGAGCUUAAAUUUGCAUUUCAUUAUUUGCCUGAUACACGACAACUGAAAGUUGUAUUGAUAAGAGGAGAGAACCUCGGCGGCCAUCAUCGACUUGACUGCCAUCUCAAUGUGUUUGCUAAGCUGUACCUUAUGCCUGGCAAGGUUCAGAAACAAACAUCGGAAAUCACUAAGCACUCCAAAGACCCUGUUUUCAACGAAGAGAUCUUAUUUAAUGAUGUAUCGUUUGAAGUCUUGCAGAAGAUGACCCUAAGAAUAAAACUCUACAAUAAAGGACAUCUUAAGCCUAAUGAGUAUUUGGGGGAACUUAAUAUGGCUCUUGGGAAAUUCGAUCUGUUUCAAGAAAAUCGAAUGUGGCGGGACAUCGAGCCUAAACGAGAAGGCGAGGAGGAUCUCGGUCAUCUUCAAGUGUCCUUGCAAAUCGAUGACCAACAAAAGCAGCUGAAGGUGACAAUUGGUCAAGCAACACGACUCCCUCAUCACCAAAUCACAGGACCUCCAGAUCCCUAUGUGCGAGUUGAAUUUAGUCAGCCGGGUGAAGAACCAACACGACAGCAGACCCGCAUUCGGCGCAAGGCGUCACAUCCGGUGUUCAAGGAAGCGCUGACUUUCGACAUAUGCAGCAUCAGGCCCGAUAUAUUACGUUGUAUGUCGGUCUGUCUCACAGUCUUGGACCAUGACCGUAUUCGAAGCGACACUGUAAUAGGCCAAGUGCGAUUCGGGUGUGAUGCAACAGAAGAUAGUGAGAUUCUCCAUUGGCGAGAGAUUACACAGAACAUGGGUUGUGAUGUGAGUCGUUGGCAUUACAUCAUGGAAUCUGCGGAGGAAUACUAUUAAUGUUAAACCAAAUGACGAUGAAUCGUUUAUCAAAGGUUUAUGAUACCGCUUUCUCCUAUUUUUCUACAAUAGAUAUUGUUAACAGUACAUUCAGUUUUCUAUCUUAUGACGGCUACAAGCACUAUCUUGAACUGCCAUAUGCUUCUGUAUCAUCACUGGGAUCAUCACUCAACUGCAGGAUGUCAUACUUGCUAUGGCACACAAUUCACAGUGCUUGCUAUGUAAUAUAAUCGUGCCCUUAUAUAAAAGUGACUUAUGCGUUUGCCACUGGACACGGACAUUUAUUAUCAUACUUCCAAGGCAUAAUAAUGAGACCUUAUUUGUUCACGAGAUCUUGAUAAAAUACUAUGUAUCCCGCCUGGGAGGGAAAUAAAUUUCUCAUGGGGAGAAUAACUCCCUUAUACCCCGCCACGAAGAAAACACGUUGCACUUGAAUUACUGAGCGGAAGAAUGAAUUCAUUAUACCCCGCUUCGAAGCUUUUUCCUAGUCAAUGAACGUCACGUGACAUACAUGUAGCCCAAGAUAACCCCGGCUCAAUCGAACAGCUGUUUUCUAUAAAUUUUGAAUUUGUUUGGAUUUUUUGCAGAUGAAAUCAUGUCGGUAAAUAAAUUCGUGUAAGGAUUCUGUUCCGCUUACUAUUCGACCAAUGCAGAAAGUAUUGGUGUGACCCGAUGGUUUGAUCAUGAAGUUGCAGUGGUAAUAUUGUUGAAUUAAAAAAUAAUCAAGUAAAUUCAAGUAAACCCUUGAUUACACGUCUCUUCAGACAAUGUCUUUUUUAUUUAAUCAAUGUAUAUAUUCAUUCUUUCAUCCUCUUAAUCGUUAUUCUUUUAUUCAUCAUGCAAAUAUGUCCAUGGAUGUACACUGAUAUUAAACACAAAUGACACA